Messenger RNA from Paraglomus brasilianum, 2478 nucleotides. Lineage: Eukaryota; Fungi; Glomeromycota; Glomeromycetes; Paraglomerales; Paraglomeraceae. The record is from the annotation of a GenBank genome assembly.
AUGGCUAUCAACGAAGACUAUCCGAUGAAAGACUCUGAGGAAUCCGACAAAGACCUAAUGCAAACUGAACAAACUUACGACUCUGCUCCUACAAGUGCUACCUUUUCUCUUUCAGCCUCUACCGGUAUCUGUCUCCCUUCGAUUGCAGUAAAUGAUAUAGACUGGGAACGACAUUCUUCAGAUAGAUAUUACUAUCCGCGACAGAGAAUUUCACACGAUAGACGAAACGGAAAAUUAAUAGGAGAGAAAAUAGGAGAGACCUUUGAACACGGAAAAGAAGGCGACGAAGCUCCCCCAAACACUGUAACCACUUUGAUCCAUCAACCUCACUCUGAACUGGCUGUGAAAAUAUCCAGCAUCACAAAUGCAUCAAGAGCCGGAUUGGACCUGGCUGGAAUAUUAACAAAAUUCACCCUCGAUACAAUGAAGCUGUCAACGAAAACUUCUCUCGGCAUUGCUAAAGCAGUCACUGGCGUAGUAUCCAAUGCUAUGAUACAAGCAACUCAGGAUGGCAUAGGACGGCUCUUUCUUCCAAGACUUAUCGAUGCCUCGACAGAUUUAUUGCACCGGACCAUUUCCAUAACUGAACAAAUUGCACUAGCCGGACUAGAGCUAACAUCCGAAACGGUGCAAUACACAUUGUCGACGGUAUCUGAUAGCACGUCCUUAAUAGAUACUCUUUUUGGAACUACCGACGCUGCGAAAGCCCUUGCCGAAUUUGUUGCUCUAGUCAAACGAGAAUGGGUCGUCCGCGAAGAAGGAUUCCAUGACUGUGAAGCCAUUGGGACAUUGGGUGUAUUCCAAAUAAUAAAGGCUUUAGCUGCCUGGGCUUCUUUACAGAGCCUCACGAGCCAACGUUGGGAAUCGGAGAUGACCGGGUGGAAAAAAGUUAAACUGGUCGAUUUGAGAGAUGUCUUGGAGGAGUGGGAAGAGAUAAAUCAUAGCGAUUCCUUAUAUGACGGCCUCGAAUGGUUAGAAGAUGAGGAAGAUGAAGAAAUGGUUCUAGUACAAUCAAAGACGGAUAAUUUGGUCGUUGGUGAAUUGACAAGAGAUGAAAAGCAGGGCGUACCGAGAUGGUCGGCGCCGGUUGAUGUAUACUCGCCUCGUUUAAAUUCUCUCUUUGCCGAAACAACUAAAAGAUUCUCCAAUCCUUAUCUCGAAGAGUAUGUUAAUCAGCCGGAAGAAGAAAAAUUAUUUACUCUACUUCAUAAUCUAAAACGGUAUUCAAAAUACUCCUCAACAGCAUACGACUUUAAAACUGCUAUAAUCAACAAACUUCCCUAUAAAGCGGCUAUAUGGCGAGAAAACGGUCGUUUACAGCGAUAUACGUUUGCUCGCGUUAAUAACCUUCCACUUCAUUCGAUCGUUCAUACUUCCCAUCAAGUACAAUCGACAAAUAACAGUCAUUAUAAGCCCACUUAUAUUUUAUUCAAAGAUCACGAUACAAAAAGUAUUAUUCUUGCAUUGAGAGGGACAAUGUCCAUACACGAUUUGAUUGUUGAUUUAUCUUGCGAGUACAUGGACUUCCAGUUACCAGAGGAUAUACAGAAGGGAGACGAAACAAAAUAUAAGGUGCACAAGGGAAUUUGGCAAGUAGCCAAGGACUUGUCUACUCCAGGAGCGGAGGGUAAUGUGUUUGACGUUUUAAAUAAGGAGAUGGAAGAUAACGAAGACUAUGGAUUGGUUCUUACUGGACAUUCGCUCGGGGCAGGUGUGUACAGUUGGGUGAAAUAUAUUAGACUGGGGGGGGGGCUUGGGUUUGGGAUAAUUAAUAAUAUGCUCAACAAUUAUUGGAUCAGUGUUGCAAGUGUUCUAGCUCUCCUGUGGGCAAGCCCGACGACGAGAAUGACAACACGCUGGUCAAAACUUCCUCUUGGACGACGCGUUCAUUGUUACGCCUUUGCCACACCGUGCGUAAUGUCCGCCGACUUGUCCAAACGGUCCAGAAGCCUAACCACAUCCGUUGCUUACGCCAACGAUUUUAUCCCGCAUCUAUCUUUAGGUCACGUGCAAGACUUGCGUGACAUGGUUUGCUAUAUGGGGUCCAAGAUCGACCCGGAGACCAACAAAGACCUAAUGUCGACUAUUUUAUCCAAAGUGAUUGAAUACAAAUCGAAACAGUUCUCUGGUGACGAUGAUCAGGAGAAAGAGGCUGCUAAGAAGGAACUUGAAGAAUACUUUUGGAAUACUAGAUCAAAAGUGCAUUCAAUAAUGUCAUGUCCCAAAUUAUAUCCAGCCGGAAAGUUGUAUUGGAUUAUAGGAAAGGAUAGAAUGCCAUUCUGUUUAAACGAUGACGAUGAGGAGGAGGAUGGGUAUAGAAAAGAUGAUAGUGAUAGGAAGUAUAAUAUGUUGGAAAUCGAAGACGUGGAAAGGAUGUUUGAGGAGAUGUGGUUUUCGCCGCACAUGAUUACUGAUCAUUUACCAAUGACAUACGGUGAGUACGGAUCGGGACUGUUUGGGAUACCAAAAUAUAGCUAA